UAAUUUCCUGUAACUAAAAUGGGCUAAAGUCUGAAAAAUGAUUAUACUCAGGAGGUUUAAAACUAAAAGUUCACAAGUACGUGUAUAAUAAUCGCAGUUAAAACUACAAUUACAACUGCUACUAACAGUAUGUGGUACUUGCACUUAACUCUUGAAUAGAAACUGACCUGAGUUAAAGUUUCAUAAAGAUUUUUUUACCUUUUUGUUCUUAAAAUACAAAUAUAUUUAUUUCAAUUCUGUUUAAUUUUUGUAUGAUUUAAAUCCCCGCAUCACUAGAUACAAUAGUAGAAAUAGUAAAUCUCUUACAACAAGAUUUUAAAACAUUGCAAACCUUAAAAUAACUUCGUAUAAUUUUAAAUGAAUGAAACGAAUUCCAUGAAACGUAUUUAGGACCGACAAAAAUUUAGUCAGUUUAGUGCUUAGUCAUUGAAAAGUGGAGCAGACUGGUAACAUUACUAUUAUUGACGUAGUGUCAGUAUGUGCUGGUAACAUUGAGUCUGCAUGCAUGUGUGUGUCUGUCUGUUGUACCAAUGUAUGUACAACACUGAACUAACUGUCAAGAAAAGAAACUGGCUGGCACGAAUCACGAUUCGUCUUUUGUUUUGUUUGUUAAAAAUAAUACAAUCCUUGAUUUUUAAAUAAUAAAAAUGUCCGGUCCUUCGGACUUAGAAGCUAGCGGGCCUUCCGGUGUGGUUCAUAAUAGCGUUCUAUCAUUCGUUGGCCAGGAAAUGCAUACCGACGCAGGCGCAUCACUGGAUGUUAGGGACCAAGUCACUCAAGCAGAGCGUCUGGUCCCAGCUGGUCUGAAAGCCCUAUGUGAUGCCUGCUCCAGACUUUAUCCAGAUCAGCCUAACCCUCUGCAGGUUACAACUAGGCUAAAGUAUUGGUUGGGUGGUAACGACCCCCUAGACUACAUCAGCAUGUACUGGAAUCCUGGGAAACCAGAGGAAAAUAUUCCACCUCAUUGGCAUUAUGUGAGUUUUGGACUAUCAGAUCUGCAUGGAGAUGGGCGGGUGCACCCUCCGCCAGACCGGGUUGUAAUCACAGCGGGGGCCCCUUCUCCAUCAGGCUAUGGACUUGAGCUGACACUGAGGCUCUCCGCAGACACACCUCAUCAGCCCCCACUCUGGCCUGCAGCACUGCUGCAAGCUUUAGCCAGAUAUAUUUUUACUACAGGCAAUAAGUUCUAUGCGGGCGACCAUAUAUCGUGGCACGCGGCGCUGGACGGCGGCGGGGCGGGCAAGUCGCGCGUGCGGCACCUGCUGGUGGCGGAGGACCCGCGGCUGGGCAGCGUGGCCACGCCGCACGGCUGCGUCAGCUUCCUGCAGGUGGUCGGCUGCACCAGCCGGGAGCUGCGGGCGGCGCAGAGGGGAUCUGGUUUUGACGUGCUUAAACUCAUGGCGGAUGAUUCCAGAUGCGGCGGGCCGUGGCUGGUGACCACGAUGCGGCGCGUGGUGUCAGCGCGGGGCGUGCGGGUGUCGGGCGGGGGCGGGGGAGGGGGGGCCGCGGCCCUGGCCGGCGUGUCCGCGCGGCUGCGGUGGACGGAGUGGACGCCGCAGACUGGUGAAGCGACAGAGGAAACCGCAUCACCGGCAGAGUUGUCUCCCACUGUGGAGCAACUCAUCAAGGACACUCUACAGAGAGGGCUGACCAGCAUGACUGAUAGAUCUGGACCAGAAGGUCACAUGUCCACCGAUAGCUUUGAGAUGUCCAGUAUAGAAAGAGCAUUACCAGAGAUACCUGAGCUGAUGCAGGGUUCGUGGCGCAAUGAAGAAACAGUCGAGUAUUUAGACGGAGUCCACUUGAUGCUGAAUGCUGAGGGUGCCAGCCUUUUGCCGCUAGCGAUCGACGGGCGCGUGCUGCACGACCGGCACUUCACGUGGCGCGCGGGCGCGCGCGCGGUGACGCUGCUGGGCGCGCGCGUGGCCGGCGCGCUCGCCUGCGCCGCGCGGCCCUACGCGCUGCGGGGGCUCUGGCUGCAGAUCCUAAUACCAAAGGAGCUGGCUCAAGACAUGUCGAAACACGUAGCAAACCUGUCAUCACUCACAGAUACUGAUUCGGAAAGUGACAGCGAAGAGGAAAAUAAUAAAAUCGAACCACCCACGGUCCCGCUCACAUUAUCGUGGCCGCGUCAUAGGUUUAAGAUAUCUAUACUACAUGACCAUGAUAUGUUAUAGUUUAUUUAUUAAAUAUAUUUGUAAAGUUUGAAGAGCUAAAAUCAAUUUGAAACUAGUGAUCAGAAGGUCCCGAGAUCCACAUGUAUGUAUCAAGCUUAUAAUAUUAGUCGUCACUUGCUUCUGGCGAAGAAAAACAUGGAAACCUCCACUCUUCAAUCAAUAGGCAGUCAUUGUACUACACAGAAAUUUCCACGGACAGAGUGGUACCACAAAGCACAGCUAGUGUUAUAUAAAUGUGGCUCCUCGGUCCUGACAGAUACUAAAUACUCAUAUAUAUGUUUUAGCAACACUGAACCCUUGGUAUCCAUGUAUUAGAAAAUGUAUUUAACUUUUCAACAUUAAAAGCAAUAUUAAGCGAAAAU
Messenger RNA from Plodia interpunctella (Indianmeal moth), 2539 nucleotides. RefSeq names its product Suppressor of fused (gene Su(fu)). The coding region runs from base 648 to 2177 and encodes 509 amino acids. NCBI's taxonomy places the organism in Eukaryota, Metazoa, Arthropoda, Insecta, Lepidoptera, Pyralidae. Gene Ontology annotation, molecular function: transcription factor binding. The transcript has 11 exons. Gene Ontology annotation, cellular component: nucleus; cytoplasm. The record is from RefSeq and is a predicted model, not a curated record.